Messenger RNA from Centropristis striata (black sea bass), 1475 nucleotides. Its product is annotated as 5-hydroxytryptamine receptor 3A-like. The coding region runs from base 228 to 1475 and encodes 415 amino acids. The record is from RefSeq and is a predicted model, not a curated record. Gene Ontology annotation, cellular component: membrane; synapse; neuron projection. NCBI's taxonomy places the organism in Eukaryota, Metazoa, Chordata, Actinopteri, Perciformes, Serranidae. Gene Ontology annotation, biological process: regulation of membrane potential; nervous system process; signal transduction. Gene Ontology annotation, molecular function: neurotransmitter receptor activity; extracellular ligand-gated monoatomic ion channel activity; transmembrane signaling receptor activity. The transcript is spliced from 11 exons.
AAUCAUUCUGUUCUCUGUCAGGUGGAGGUGCCUCAAAUCACUCAGCGCCAACAGACCUUGAUGAUCUUCUGAGAUCCAAUUCCAGCUUUGAGGAAAAUGGAAGUGCCUCAAAUUACUCAGCACCACCAUACCUUCUGGAUGAUCAUCUGAGGUCCAAUUCCAGCUUUGAGCAAAGUAACUGCACUGAUCGGGACUUUUAUAAGAACUUGAAGUUGAACAAAUCUACCAUGAUUCGGCCUGGUAGAUAUGGAUCACCCACAGAGGUAGAACUGGAUGUUCUAAUCUAUGCCAUUAUUGAUGUGAACGAGAAGGACCAGAAAUUUAUUUCCUGCCUUUGGAUUGAUAUGGUGUGGAAAGAUGAAUUCCUUUCUUGGGAUACUUCGAAGUCCUGUGGUAUUCAGGACAUUCUUCUUCCUACUAAAGAAGUGUGGACACCAGAUCUUACAAUUGAAGAGAUGACAGAGAAGGACAAGGCCAUGCCGAGUCCUUAUGUAUUUAUUACAUCUGGCGGUCGAGUCAUAUUUAGGAUCACAAUGGUGGUGACCAGCACCUGCAAGAUGGAAGUUUACAAAUUUCCUUUUGAUUUUCAGAGCUGCAACUUGUCUUUCAAAUCUGUCAUACACCCUGACACAUUUAUACAACUUAAAGAGAUGGUUAACGUCAGUUGGACCAAAAUGUGGACUAAGAAAAUAAUGCGGACCCAGUCGGAGUGGCUGUUUGUCGACAUAAAAACCAACAAUAAAACUGUCAACAAUUUUGGCUUCAACCAAAGCAUGUUGGUUUACACUAUCACCAUGAAGAGGCGGUCUGUCCUCUAUGUCGCCAACUUCUUGCUGCCGGUCCUGUUCUUCUUCUGUCUGGACUUGGCCUCCUUCCUGAUCUCAGAGACUGGGGGAGAGAAGCUCAGCUUCAAGGUCACUGUGCUGCUCGCUGUAACUGUGAUGCAGCUUAUUCUCAAUGAGAUUCUGCCCUCCUCUUCAGACAGCGUUCCACUUGUUGCUAUCUACUGCAUUGGGAUGUUUGGUUUGAUGAUGAUCAGCCUCUUUGAGACUAUUUUGGUGAUGUAUCUGAUGGGGAAAGACAACGAGGCAGAUGAAGACCAAAGACCAAAGAGUGAGGAUUGUGAAGAUAAACGGAGCAAAGUCAGCUGCUGCUGUAAAGAGGUGAAGAAAUGGACCCACUGUGCUCAUGUCUGUGAUGUGUCUGUUGACGAACCUCCAUCUGAACUGCUGUCAGCAACCAAAGAGGGCAGCAGCAGAGAACUGACGGAGGAGUCCGUUGCCUUGGAGAAGCUCUCAGGUGAGCUGAAGGAGGUGAUUCAGCUCCUUAACAGCAGGGAGGAAGCAGGAAAGCUUGGCUACUGGACCAGAGUGGCUAAAACAAUCAACAAAGUUUUCUUCAUUUCCUAUGUCACAGUAGCUGUUGUGUUCUUAGUUGUUAUCUUUUCAUUAUGGAACAAUGAAGCACAUAAGUAG